CCAGGACGUGACACCUAAACAUUCUUAUUCCAUGUUGAGAAGCCAGAAAAAGAGCAGCGCGUAGUCGUUCUCCAUCGGGCGAAAUGGAUUCUACCGAGACGAACGAGCGUGGUCGUGGGAAGCCGGCGAUUCGACUCCUGAUCCGCGUCAACCCCGCAGCCGCUUGCUGGAGCGAGUUCGUCACGGGUUAACAUUCCGGAGACCUAAAAUGCCACCGUGCAUCACAUUCAGCCAGUUGACCUCACACCGCCAAAAUACAGCUACGAUGCUGAUUUGCGGCGAUCCUUUUGGACUCAGGGUGGCUAAAUCUCUACCUCCAGAAUUGAGCAGACCCACCCCUGCUGCUAAAGCGAACGUUGGGAUCAUGGUGCUUGGGCGGAUGGUUCAGUUUGCUAUGGACCGGUUGAAGAAAUAUCUGCACCUCUGGCAGAAUUUUCCUGCAAACUUGAUGGCAGCUAUUUUGAAGGGCAUGGCCCAAGGGGCCAUGGCCAUCUUGGAGAAGACAAUGAGACUCUUUGAGGGGGAAGGACUUGGAAGCGAUGGAAGCAAAAUGGAGCAGCAAUACCUGAAAGAUCAUCUAGAAUUUCUCAUUGUGAACAAUAAUGAAAGGUGUACAAUGGAGGCUAUAGAAAGCUUUGUUGAAGAUAACUGCUCUGGUCACUUUCGAAAGUAUCAUUCACCUACCUUUGGAAAAGCUGAGAUGGAUAAUAUAUAUUUGGAAAAAGAAGGCAUUUCUGAACUGUGUGUCAUGAGUCCCUCCAUCUUUCUGAACUGGGAGAGUAAUUGGGAACCUUCAUCAGAAGAAGACAGCAUGGACCUAGAAGACAUCAUGAGCCAGAGAGAGCUCUACAAGGAAGAAUUGGGAGAUUGUAUCCAUCCCCAAAUGAGCUUGGGGAUUGAUGGAUGUUUUGGAAAGAACCUGCCAGGUGACUCCAGCCACCAAGGAGACCUAGAGAACUUUGAAGGGGACCUUUGGCAAAGUUUGGAAAGUACCCCUGUUUCCCAAGAAAGAAAGGACGACCAACUCUUCUAUGAGGAUUUGGCGAUGCAGGAAGAUUAUAGCUUAGAAAAUCCACCUGACUUCCUAAAUGAUGCUGAACAGGUAGAAAUGAACACGAAAGAUGGAGAUGAAGCUGAAGAUGUCCUCAACUCAGAAACGUCAGCCAUGGCCCAGGGUUCCAGAAGCUCCCUUGUCAUGUCCCUGUUCUACAGCCCAUCAGAAGAAGAGACAGAUGAUGAGGAUGAUUCAGAGGACUGGUGGGAUGAGUUGGAAGAGAGUGGAUGCUCCAGAAUGUCUGUAGAGGGCUGUGAUUCAGGAAUGAAAAACUUGCAAUUAAAAGAUGACACGCUACAUGAAGAUGAGAACACAUGUGGCAGUUUCUUUAUGAACAAGGAUCCUUUCCAUCCACUCUGUUUUUCCAAGACCAUUCAGCCUCGCAGGCCCCCCACUGCUGCCCCACCUGAGCCCAAGAAUCAGCAGGAAAUCACAGUCUCUUUUUAUCUGUCAAAGUUGGACUCGAAACCCGAGGAGUCGAUCAAUCCGCCAAAGCAACUAUGGCCCAAAAAGGCCCCAAAAGUGAACCAUAGAUCUUCAGCUCACAAAUGCUGCCAACCAGACUCAAGGAAAAAUGAGGAUCUUUUCACCAAAGAAACACCAACAGUUUCUCAGGAGCAAAACCAGGUAGUCAAGAAGGUUCGAUUCUCUCCAGUGGUCAGGGUCCGUCCAUUGGUGGUGUGGGAUUAUGCGUCCCGGUCUGCACGCCGAGGUCCUUGGGAGGAAAUGGCCCGUGACCGCUGCCGUUUCCGUCGGAGGAUUGGAGAAGUGGGAGGCAUCCUGGAGCCUUGUCUAGGAAUGGAGCACCGGGCUAAAGUAUGGAGAAGGAUCCACGGGGUUCCAGAUUCUUUUCAGGAAGAUGACAGCACGGACACAUCUCUCGUUCCUCCUUCUGCUGCAGCGAAGAAGCUCUGUCUGCAAGACCAGCGAUGAAAUGGCUUUUCAAGGUGAUGACUAUGGAGCAAACAAUCUGUGUUUGAAUUUGGGUAAAAGAUUCUGGAAUUUUGCUAGGCAACAGAAUGAUAGUCAAUUCAAAACCUUCCUAGUACUAAGGAAUCCCGAUGGGAUCUGAAGGCAAGUUGGACAGUGUCACUCCUUCCCAACCUUGCAUUCAUUCAUAGAAGUGGGUGUUUAAACACAGAAAUGUCUCCGUAGUCAUAAUAACCUUUGAAACGCUGUCUACUAGACUACAACAUAGUGAGAUAAAUCGCUCAUCUGGGUUUGGGUUCAAACUUCCCUGUGGGUGAGACUGAGUUUUGUGGUUUGAAGAUGGAGAAAUCAGCUGGCUCUUUUGAUUUCUGAAUAAAGGCACUGAUGUUAAGCUGCUGUUGCUGCCUCAGUUCAGACCUGAAUUAUGUCCACAAUGGUAACAAUGCAAGUUUGUAUGUGUUUGAGAGAGGUUUUGUUUCAAAGGUGGAGUAUUUGCUGUUGCACAUGCAUUUCAUAGGCCUAGUGCAUUGUUGCAACAUUUUUAUUUGAAUUCUUUUGGCAGAGGAGAUGGGGGGAGCGCUCUUUUGUGCCCCCAGACAACUCCUUGUCUUUUAAGUCACUUCUCAACUCAACAUGAUGCCCAGUUCCUGAAAGCCCACACUGUCCCCUAUUCCUGUCAUUGUGAAUAUUUGGUGGGGGGGGUGCUUGUUUUACAAGCUCAGUAUCUCUCAGACAAAGCCUUGAGUAGCUUGUGCCAAUAUCUUGAAGGCACGUUUUCUCUUAAAUUAAAAGUGUUUAUUAAAUUUUUGGUGUGAGCUCCCACUGGUAGGGAGACAGUAUGUUAUUUUUUUUCAUAAUGUAUAAUAAGUACCUGAUCAUUCAUUUGUAUACUCUGUUGUUAUAGUUGUAGCUGCAAUUAUUUUUAUUAAAAUAAUUUAUUUUCCCUCCA
Pogona vitticeps (central bearded dragon) is the source of this 2933-nucleotide messenger RNA. RefSeq names its product protein phosphatase 1 regulatory subunit 15A (gene PPP1R15A). Lineage: Eukaryota; Metazoa; Chordata; Lepidosauria; Squamata; Agamidae. The record is from RefSeq and is a predicted model, not a curated record. Gene Ontology annotation, cellular component: protein phosphatase type 1 complex; endoplasmic reticulum. Gene Ontology annotation, biological process: response to endoplasmic reticulum stress. Gene Ontology annotation, molecular function: protein phosphatase regulator activity.